AUGGCCCUCUGGCAAGGAUUCAACCAGCAAUUGCGCCGAGUAGUGCCUAAGGCUACUGGUGAGGCGUGUUUGACUCAGUCACGGAGAUAUGCCAGUUCAACAAUCCCGCGGAGAAUCGGAGGAACGGUCAAUGUGAACCGGUGGGGGUCGGCCACAAACAAGAGCCUCCAGUUGCCCUCGCAAGGGUGGAAGUCAGCUCAGCGUACAUUCUCUGUCUCUGCGCAAGCUGCCCACGGUCACGUCACACCCCCGAAAGCCGGCGAGGAAAUCAACAUUACCUUUGUUGAGAAGGAUGGCACCAAAGUCGAGUUACAGGUAGCUGAGGGAGACAACCUGCUCGAUAUUGCACAGGCGAAUGACCUUGAGAUGGAAGGUGCUUGCGGUGGUUCAUGCGCUUGCUCUACCUGCCAUAUUAUCGUGGAGGACCCGGACAUGUUCGACAAGAUGGAGGAACCAUCAGACGACGAGAAUGAUAUGCUUGAUCUGGCAUUUGGUUUGACCGAGACCUCUCGGUUAGGAUGCCAGGUUUUGGUCACCAAGGAUAUGGACGGCAUGGUGGUGAAGCUGCCGACAAUGACACGGAACCUACAGGCUAGCGAUUUCGAAUCGAAAUAA
Molecule: messenger RNA, 615 nt
Organism: Penicillium verhagenii
Lineage: Eukaryota; Fungi; Ascomycota; Eurotiomycetes; Eurotiales; Aspergillaceae
Product: ferredoxin family 2Fe-2S iron-sulfur cluster binding protein
Exons: 3
Coding region: 1-615 (204 amino acids)
Biological process (GO): P450-containing electron transport chain; positive regulation of oxidoreductase activity
Cellular component (GO): mitochondrion
Molecular function (GO): 2 iron, 2 sulfur cluster binding
Source: RefSeq, a predicted model, not a curated record